AUGUCAUACAUUGGUCCAGGUUUUAUAACCAAAUGCUCUAAACCUGGAGUUGUCGCGUUAACAUUCGAUGAUGGACCAGGACCAUAUACUAAUAUUUUACUUGAUUAUUUAUCAACUAAAAAAAUAAAAGUAACAUUUUUUGUAUUAGGAAUUUCAGCGGAAAAGUAUCCGGAAGUAUUAAAAAAAAUUUUAGAAGAAGGACAUCAAAUAGGGAUACAUACAUUUACGCAUCCACAUUUAAAUGAUUUAUCGUAUGAACAACAAAAAGAAGAAAUUUCUAAGGCUAAUGAUACAAUUUAUAAAAUCUCUGGAGUAAUUCCGAAUUAUAUGAGGCAAUUUUUAUUUUCAAAUCUCGUCGCAAGUUUAAAUACUUCUUUGGAUUUAAUUGUAACACAAUGGAAUAUGGAUUCUAUUGAUUGGCGUUACGAAACAGCAUCCUACCAAGAACAAAGAUCAAAUAUCUUAAAUAACAUUCUUACUUGUUUAUCAUCAUCAAAUCCAAAAACUGAUAGUUUUAUUUCGUUACAACAUGAUCCUUAUAAGUAUAGUAUUGAUGUUGUGCCAGAAAUUGUUGAGGCAUUCGAAAAAAAUGGAUACACAUUCGAAACUAUUGCAGAAUGUUUAGUAAAUAAUGUUCCACCUUAUAAAAAUGUGAAUGAAGGUGGUAACACAACAAAAAAUGAGGCAAAGAGUAGUGCGAAGAGUAAUAUGAAUAAUAACAAGAAUAAUGUGAAGAAUAACAAGAAUAAUAUGAAGAAUAACGAGAAGAGUAACACGAAAAAUAAUGUAACUUCUGGAUCAUCCGAUCCAAAACAUAAUGGAUCCUGUUUCAGCAUUAGUAAUGGGAUGUUUAUCGGAAUUUUGACAUUUGUUACCAUUGUUUUCGAAAUCAUGCCAAAAGAAAGGUCAUAUAAACUUGGUGGCGACGGAAAAAACGAUACACCGACUGUUGGAACUGUUGAUAGUUCAGCGGCGGCUGAGGCCGCUGAAAGACGAGUUCAACAAGCACAAAGUCGAGGUGUUCAAAAGGGUGGAGGAAAACUAAGCAAGAGGUUGGAUGAACGACAAAAAUCGCCUAGUAGUGAUGAUCAUCCACCCGAUGCGAACCUUGAAAAUCUACGAGGGUUGUCAAUAUCAGAUAAAUUUUUUCAAUCAUCAACAACUCACACUUUCAAAAUGAAUUCUAGGAAUUUUAAUCAACUUGAGCAAUCUUCACAAUUUAUUGCUGUGAAGAAUCAAUUUCAAUUAGAAUGCUAUAAUAACAAAUAUGCUUCUAAUAUUCUUCCUAAGCUGUACUUGGGAAGUUUGGUAGCAGCUACAGAUGAAAAUUGGUUAAAGGAGCAUAAAAUUACACAUAUUCUUACAGUAGCUGAUAGUGUUUUACCUUCUUUUCCUGAGUCAUUCACGUAUAAAGUAAUUUCAAUAAGAGAUCACCCAUCACAAAAUAUUUCAAAACAUUUUGAAGAAGUUAUUGAAUUCAUACAAAGUGUCUUAGAUCAAGAGGAUGGAAAUAUUCUUGUUCAUUGUCAUCAAGGUGUUUCACGUAGUGCAAGUGUGGUCAUAGCCUAUAUCAUGAGAUCUAAACAACAAUCGUUGGAUGAUGCUCUUAGUUUUGUUAAAGGAAGAAGAUCCGCUAUUCGACCAAAUACAGGAUUCCUUCAACAAUUAAAAAAGUACGAAUCAACUAUAUUAAUUAAAACGGAUAUUAAUAGAGACAACUCAAUAACAAUCGUCGAAAAAUCUACAAACACAGAAAAUUCUAUGAUCACAGAAAAUUCUAUGGUUAUUGAUUCAAACACAGAAAAUUCUGUGGUUAUUGAUUCAAACACAGAAAAUUCUAUGAAUAUUGAUUAA
This is a messenger RNA of Dentiscutata erythropus, 1854 nucleotides long. The record is from the annotation of a GenBank genome assembly. Lineage: Eukaryota; Fungi; Glomeromycota; Glomeromycetes; Diversisporales; Gigasporaceae.